GCCGGUGGCUCGCGCUACGAUUUUUUCAAAGUAAGAGUUCUCCACUGAGGCGCUGUAAGUCCUUCCACUCAGCAGCUGGGGACGCCCGAGGUGAAGUUUCUUAUUACGAAGAAUUCAACGCCGUUUCUUCAACACUCCAUAAUUAAUUUAACAUUUUAAGUUUAUCUGAAGUGUGCCGUUUUUUAUAAGCGUUUAACACAAUGAGUAAACGUGUAGCAGUGGUAUUAGCAGGAUGUGGGGUGUUUGACGGAAGUGAAAUUCACGAGACUUCUGCAGUGCUGGUGCAUUUAAGCCGACAUGGAGCUACUGUGAAAAUAUUUGCACCCAACAUCGAGCAGAUGCAUGUUGUAGAUCAUUUAAAAGGUGCCCCUACAGAGGAGAAGAGGAAUGUUCUUGUGGAAAGUGCUAGACUUGCCCGAGGUGACAUUCGUGGUCUGUCAGAGCUCAGCAUAAAGGAGUUUGAUGCCGUCAUUUUCCCAGGUGGCUUCGGAGUUGCAAAAAACCUGUGCAGCUGGGCAGUGCAGGGUAAAGACUGCAGUGUGAAUGAGCAGGUAAAGGUUGUUCUUCAGGCCUUCCAUGAUGAAAGAAAGCCUAUAGGCUUGUGCUGCAUUUCACCAGUGCUGGCAGCUAAAGUUUUUCCAGGAUGUGAAGUAACAGUUGGCAAUGACAAGGAUAAAAGGUCUCCUGAUGUCGCAGAGACUGCUGAAGCCAUCACUCAGCUGGGCUGCAAACACAUCUGUAAGAAUGUAAAUGAAAGCCAUGUGGAUGAGAAAAAUAAGAUUGUCACCACCUGUGCUUUUAUGUGCAAGGCCCCUCUUCAUGAGAUAUUUGAUGGAAUUGGUGUGAUGAUUCAGGAUGUUCUUAAACUUGCCUAAAUCCACAAUAGUGAAAGAAUUGCCUAAGUGCCAAUGUAUUUAGUAUAAUGAAAACAUUUUUUACAUGUUCCCUGCUACUGUGUUGCAAUAUUACUUGUUGCAAACUGUAACCUGUCAUUAAAAACAUAUGACCCCAUGAAC
Messenger RNA from Trichomycterus rosablanca, 1016 nucleotides. RefSeq lists its product as uncharacterized. Bases 201 to 875 code for a protein of 224 amino acids. The record is from RefSeq and is a predicted model, not a curated record. Lineage: Eukaryota; Metazoa; Chordata; Actinopteri; Siluriformes; Trichomycteridae. The transcript is spliced from 4 exons.